AUGCCUUCUCAAUCCGACGACAAGCGUCAGGCGGCACGCGAAGUUAUUGACAUUCUUCACGAGAUCUCUACGCUUCUCGUAUGUGAGCCAUCCAUUCCUUCCCAUGGCGUUAUCAACACGGCUUUGGACAGAACUGAUCUUUCUCUUUGCGUCUCACUCAUCGAGAACGGCGUUAAUCCUGACGCCCUUGCUACGAUUAUAAAGGACUUGAGAAAAGAAGCCACAGCCGCCCCACAGCUCACCACGAAUGAGAAUGACCUUGGUGAAUAG
Messenger RNA from Aspergillus bombycis, 270 nucleotides. Its product is annotated as mitotic-spindle organizing protein 1. Gene Ontology annotation, cellular component: gamma-tubulin ring complex; interphase microtubule organizing center; centrosome. The transcript has 3 exons. The record is from RefSeq and is a predicted model, not a curated record. NCBI's taxonomy places the organism in Eukaryota, Fungi, Ascomycota, Eurotiomycetes, Eurotiales, Aspergillaceae. The coding region runs from base 1 to 270 and encodes 89 amino acids. Gene Ontology annotation, biological process: mitotic spindle assembly; gamma-tubulin complex localization; microtubule nucleation by interphase microtubule organizing center.